CCCCGAGCACUCACCAUAAUUCAGGACUUGGCUUCAAGCCACCUAAACCGUGGUUGAUGAACGCAAUGCCGAACAUAGUUUGGCGACUUAUGGAGCCGUCUGUUAGUCUGGGUACAAGAAGGCUGUGAAGACCGUUUCUUUCCAGGAUCUUCACAAGCACUUUGUGUCCGGUAAAUUGUCGUAGACAUGAAGUUUUCCAGCAGUUUAAUCGUGCUGUGUGUUGGUUUUGGCCUUGCUUCCGGUAAACUUACCCCAAACUACACGUCACCGCUCGGUGUAGAAGUAUACAAUCCGGAUCAGCUAUUCAACGUAAGCGGACCGUGGAGUCUGAUGACUAAAGCAGGAAACCUCCUGUACAUAUCUGGCAUGCGCGGAUUCCAUCCUUCUAACACGACGCUUGCCCCCGUCGGCUUGCCACGUAUUGAACAAGCCUUCUCCAACAUGCAGCAGCUCGCCAAACUCGGUGGUGCGAAUCUAACUGACUGCAUCAGAUUGACUGUAUUCGUCACUGACAUGUAUCGCUGGAGACCGCUUGUGAAUACUGUGACACAAGAGCUUUGGAAAGACGUAGCGCCAAACUAUCCCGCACGAACGAUUGUAGAGGUCCAACGACUGAAUGACGACGACAUCGUGGAGGUAGAAGGAACUUUCUAUCUAGGGAACCAAUAA
Molecule: messenger RNA, 669 nt
Organism: Paraphaeosphaeria sporulosa
Lineage: Eukaryota; Fungi; Ascomycota; Dothideomycetes; Pleosporales; Didymosphaeriaceae
Product: YjgF-like protein
Exons: 3
Coding region: 187-669 (160 amino acids)
Cellular component (GO): cytosol
Molecular function (GO): deaminase activity
Source: RefSeq, a predicted model, not a curated record